Fulvia fulva is the source of this 498-nucleotide messenger RNA. RefSeq lists its product as uncharacterized. Lineage: Eukaryota; Fungi; Ascomycota; Dothideomycetes; Mycosphaerellales; Mycosphaerellaceae. The record is from RefSeq and is a predicted model, not a curated record. The coding region runs from base 1 to 498 and encodes 165 amino acids. The transcript has 3 exons.
AUGCCGUCCAUCUCGAGCGAGGAUAUCUCGCGCCUUCUAGGCACGCUUCCACAAGAGCUGUACGAUGAGAUCUACAGCCUCACCUUCACCGCCGACCCAGGAGUCCGUAAAGUCAACAAAGAUUGGCGCAGGCCACCUCACCUCCUCCUCGUCGAUGCCUCUAGCCGCGCCCUUUUUGCAAAGUCCUACUUUGACGCCGAUUCCUCCUUCAUUGUGCGCGCAGUUGGCACGGGCCCCAAGUGCAUAGCCUCCGAUGAGACGAUGGCCAGAUGGCUUGCUCGACUGGGAAAAGACCACGUGGCUUUGCUACGAGACGUGCGUGUGGGUACGACGGCGCAACUACCGUACACGAACGAGUUCCGCGUGUGGGUCCGGGACUUCCUGAACUAUUACCACAAGUGUGAAGCCGGGCAUCCCGCAUAUAAGGUUGCUGAGAGGAUCGAGUUCAUCACCGAGGAGAAGGCCAGAGAGUUGGAGGCUGGAGGGGCGGAAAACUAA